GGGUUAAUGCUAUUUUAUGUAUUCUGACUUAUUAACAAAGUUUAAGAGAUAUACUCCUCAUGAUAAACAAAUGCAAAGUGUCAAAAAAGCAGUUAAGCAUGUGACAGAGUAUUUCUGGGCAAAAAAACUCAUGCCUUCUUUUUCCUACAAGUUUCGGAAAGUUUUUUUCAAACAUGGGUACCCGUUAUGUGUCAGUGACCCCAUAUUCCUUUUAUGGGCAAUUCCCCCGGAAAACCACGCCCACGUCAAUCAGAGUGAGGACGCUCAUUAUCAUUACAGUAUGAUAGGGAAAAGUCACAGGCAUCACUUCACACAACAGCUUUGUUUUAUAGCAAGACUCAACAAUGGCACAAAAGAAGAAGUGUGUUUUGGGAUGUAAGGAGAAGAAAGCCUUGUUCAGCUUUCCAAUUGAGUCAGCAUUAUGGUAACAAUGGAUAUAGUUUGUUUAUCCGGGGUAGUAUGUGUGUUUGUUUAACGCUGAAUUUCACUGAAAAUCCUCAGAAUCGACACCAACGAAUAACACGAGCAACUUCCUGUUGCGCUCACAUGACACUAAGCAUUUUCUGGCACAUAAUGUGACGUUUCAGAACCUAAAACCCUGUUUCUCCCAGUUGACACGGGAACACAUAACCAGUGUUAUCAGAAAUCUCCACUUUGGCCAGAAGUUUUAGAAAUAAUAAUUUUCUGUGAUAAAAACAGGGUUUUGGUGUAAAUAAAAAGGCCAAACCGCAGGAAAAUAUUUGCGUCUUUCCUUCGUGUAAACGGGGCAACAGGUGGUAAGUAAAACUGCAUCAAAUGUCUGUGUUUUGUUAAGUGCAUAUAAUGUAAACGACAUGAACAUGUAGUGAAUCAUAAGUUAUCCAGAGAUAGUGAGAUAAUAUUUUGUGUGUGUUGCUCGUGACUCACUCUUCCUGCUGGAUGCCUCUGGGAUUUUGUGCUUUUCCGGAAACAUUCCCUAGAGCUGAUCUGUCUUUUAUAAAUCUGAUAAAACUAAAGACUCUUCAGAGAUAUGAAAGAUGUAAUACUACUUUAUAGGUACUCAAGAUUAACACGAGAUGAGCAGAAACAGUGUGUGUUAUUGGAGCUUUAAUGGUCAUCUGUUGGUUUUCCUCUCUUCUGGUCACAGCUCAUCAGCUCAUAGUUAUCUGUGGAGACUGCACAUUUUUCUUGGCUUUGCAUGUCUUUGCUUAAAGAAGAUUUUGAAUAAGAGAUCUAAGCUGGACAGCAUCAGCAUGACUCCAUCCAUGACUUCAGGUUAUCUGAUCAGGACGGUGGUUUGCAUACAAGGUUGUACAACAACCUUUUUACAACAAAUAAAACACAAUACGGCAGAGAUCUUUACAGCGAGAAGAUUAAGAAGACUGCUCUUCACUUUUCUCCAAUAUUUCAAGUAAUUUGUCUUGACAGGUACAGAUAAUAUAUACUCAGUGUAAAAAACAAACAGAAUAGUGAAUUUGUUAUGUAAAGUUGUGUAUUUAGGCUUGAGGAAGUGUAAUAAAAACAUCUCAUCUCAUGAUGAUCUUAGUUUAAGUCUGUCUCUUUCUUUCAUGUAGCUCAAUACAUCUGACAAAAAUACAUCUAAUCUUCAUUUGAAAAAUUAGCCAAAGUGAUCUGAUUUCAUUUGGAACAGAGAUGAAAGGUCUGCUUCAGAUAUUACUUCUGACUGGAGUUGUGUUAUAUUCCCAAUGUGAUCAGUAUAUUCUGAUCCAGGAGGUUAAAACCUGGCAUGAAGCUGAUGUGUUUUGUAGAGUGGACAAGUAUCUUUUGGGUACGGUUCACAAUGAAACAGACUGGAAGGACUUCAGAGAAGAGAUGUCCGCCAGUAACUUCAAUUUUAACGUCUGGAUGGGUUUGUACGUUGACGUCAAUAGCUGGCGAUGGUCUUUUCAAAACGAGAACAUAACAUGGAGCAAGUGGAACCUCAGAGAACCCAAUAAUUUUGGUGGCCAUGAGGAGUGUGGUGCAUUUCAGAAAAGCAGUAGUGGAGGAUCUUGGAACGAUGCUCCUUGUUUUAUACCUAUGCCUUGUGUUUGCUUUGAUGGUGAGAAAAGACAUUAA
Molecule: messenger RNA, 2058 nt
Organism: Misgurnus anguillicaudatus (oriental weatherfish)
Lineage: Eukaryota; Metazoa; Chordata; Actinopteri; Cypriniformes; Cobitidae
Source: RefSeq, a predicted model, not a curated record